Messenger RNA from Rhinocladiella mackenziei CBS 650.93, 705 nucleotides. RefSeq lists its product as uncharacterized. Bases 1 to 705 code for a protein of 234 amino acids. The record is from RefSeq and is a predicted model, not a curated record. NCBI's taxonomy places the organism in Eukaryota, Fungi, Ascomycota, Eurotiomycetes, Chaetothyriales, Herpotrichiellaceae. Gene Ontology annotation, molecular function: acyltransferase activity, transferring groups other than amino-acyl groups. The transcript is spliced from 2 exons.
AUGCCUGUCGUAGUUUUACCGGCGCUAAUCCCGGACAUUGAAGAGGUCUAUGACAUUUACUUUGCCGCAUUCAAAAAUGAGCCGAUGGGCGAAAUCAUGCUUGGAAUUCUGUUCCCCGGUGGCAUCACAGAGGAAUUUCGCAAGAGCCAUGCAGCCGCCACCCUGGACUGGUGGCACAAAAGCACCACUCAGUACACGUUCAAAGUUGUCGAAGUCGAGACUCGUGAGAUCAUAGGCAUGAUCCUUGCAGAUGUCUAUUGGAAGGAACGGAGCGAGCAAGAGCGUCAGUGGACCGGUAUUCCAUGGCUGCAGGGUGCCGAGAAAGAGCGAGCGGAGGCAAUCACUCGCCCACUGUGGGAGGUGAGAGAGAAGCUGUUUGGCGGGCGCCGGUAUGUGUAUGUACACGCCAUCGCCAUUAAGCCGGAGAAGCAGGGUCUCAAGGCCGGGAUGGCUCUAAUACAGUGGGGUAUUGAUAUGGCCGAUCGAGGGGAGGUGCCCAUCUACAUUGAGUCUUCUCCGUCGACUUGGAAGUUGUACGAGAGAGUGGGUUUCGAAAGAAUUGAGGAGAAGAUCGUGCACAAAAAGGAGCUGACUCACGCGAAAGAAGACAUUGAUGUACCUCUGAUGGUCAGAAUGCCCACGGUAGCGAAGGGCAUGACGUUCGACGAAUGGAGAGCUAAAGGAUAUCCUCCAUUCGAGCAGUGA